This is a messenger RNA of Colletes gigas, 1810 nucleotides long. RefSeq names its product WD repeat domain phosphoinositide-interacting protein 3. Bases 114 to 1145 code for a protein of 343 amino acids. Lineage: Eukaryota; Metazoa; Arthropoda; Insecta; Hymenoptera; Colletidae. The transcript has 6 exons. Gene Ontology annotation, molecular function: phosphatidylinositol-3-phosphate binding; phosphatidylinositol-3,5-bisphosphate binding; protein binding. The record is from RefSeq and is a predicted model, not a curated record. Gene Ontology annotation, biological process: protein lipidation; autophagy of mitochondrion; nucleophagy. Gene Ontology annotation, cellular component: cytosol; extrinsic component of membrane; phagophore assembly site membrane.
UCGUAGUAGUUACGAAAAGUAUGCAUCUUGUAUGCUUGCCGGUGAAGAUGUGAUAGAAUUCCACGAGUAAACGAUUGUUUGAACGAAUGUUGCGAUCAAAGAAAUAACUUACAAUGAACCUAACCACUGGUAAUCCUCACGGGAAUGGUUUGCUCUAUGCUGGUUUCAAUCAGGAUCAAGGAUGUUUUGUUUGUGGUAUGGAAAAUGGUUUCAGAGUUUAUAGUUGUGACCCUUUAAAGGAAAAGGCACGUCAUUUCAGUGAUGGAGGCCUGGGUUAUGUGGAAAUGCUAUUUAGGUGUAAUUAUUUAGCAUUAGUUGGUAGUGGAACUAAACCUAUGUACCCAACUAAUAAAGUUAUGAUAUGGGAUGACAUUAAAAAAUCACCAGCAAUUACUUUAGAAUUCAAUGCACCUGUGAAAGGUGUUAAACUGAGAAGAGAUAGGAUAGUAGUAAUUUUAGAAGGUGUUAUAAAAGUUUACACAUUCACGCAAAAUCCUCAGCAACUUCAUGUCUUUGAAACUAAUCCAAAUCCCAGAGGACUGUGUGUAUUAUGUCCAAAUAGUAGUAAUUCCUUGCUUGCUUUCCCUGGUAGAAAAAAUGGACACGUACAAGUGAUAGAUUUGGCCAAUACAGAAAAACAGCCCUUAAAUAUUGAAGCACACGAAACACCUUUAUCUUGUAUAGCUUUAAGCUUACAAGGUACCAGAUUAGCCACUGCUUCUGAGAAAGGUACAUUGAUAAGAGUAUUUGAAACACAAACUGGGAAUAUGAUUAAUGAACUGAGAAGAGGUGCUCAUCAUGCAAACAUUUACUGCAUAAAUUUUAAUCAUGAUUCUACUUGGCUAUGCGUAGCAAGCGAUCACGGAACUGUACAUGUUUUUGCUGUAAAAGAUCAGAAAUUGAAUCGCCAAUCUAGUUUUGCAUCCGCCACCUUCCUGCCAAAAUAUUUCAGUUCAAGCUGGAGUUUUUGCAAAUUCGAAGUCCCAGGAGGUUCACAAUGUAUGUGCGCGUUUGGGACUGACAGUAAUAGUAUUAUAGUAAUAUGUGCAGAUGGUAGUUAUCACAAGUUUGUAUUCAAUAACAAAGGUGAAUGCACGAGAGAUUUUUAUGCACAGUUCCUUGAAUUAACUGAUGAUAAAAUGUGAUUGAAAGAUGAGGAGGAGGUAACCUCCUAAAUACAAAGAAUUGAGACACACACACACACACACACACACAUUUUGCAAUUUUUUUUUUUUUUGUUUAUUUAUUGGUUAUUAACCAAACGAAUGAGAGUGCACUUUUCAUACAAUGGUUUUAGUGUUCAUUGGAUAUGGUAAAUAGUUUACAUGAAAAGUGACUGUUGUGUUUGUUAUUUAAAGUCGUGCUCUAUAUGAUAGAGGACCAAACGAAACGUACUAUUUUUGUUGUUGGUGAUAUGUGCACUGUGUGUGAAUUAUAAAUGAUACAUUGUAAAAAAGAACUUUAAAGAACACUAGAACAUGUUGUUAUUCACUUGUUAUAUGGGCCUAUUGCUGGAAUGCCUAUUUAUAGAGCCGCAAGUUUUUAAAUGUUGCAAAUGAAAAUGGAACACUAAGAAUAAAGUUACAUUUAAUGCGUUUGUGUAAAAUAUAUCUUUCUUACAUUUAAAUUACAAAAUUUAUAGUUAAAAUCGAUACAAAUAGUUUGAGGGAGAUACCAUGUGAAAAUAAUUAAGUGAUCUUUUUGUAAUAAGUGUGCUUCGCAAUUCAAUCAUGUAUCUUUUUUUCUUUUUUCUUUUUAUAUUUAUUUUAUAGAAUUAUAAACCUUUCGUUUACGAUUAUAGAAAAAUAUA